GUGGGUUUUCUGCUUUUAAGUUAAAAACAAUCAUGACAACCCCUUACGAACAGGAACGAUUAAAAAACAUUGAACUGAACAAGCAACUGAUUGCAGAACUCGGGAUCUCUAAAGCGAAAACUUCCUUCUCAUCAGCACCCACAAACACAAGUAGCGAACAACAGGCUGUCAAAAAGCCUCGUAAAACAUACACAGCUAAACCUAAAAAAGCACCCGUAGUACUAACAAUAAGAAAAUCUUCCAGACUCAGGGGAGAAAAACCAUUAGCUAUUGAGAUUGAUAAGGAGAACAACAUAGAAUUACUGGGUGAGGAAGUAAAGGAUGAUCCACGCUUGCAAGAUUUAAUGGAUGAAGGCAGAUUGCUGACAGCCGAAGAAUUUUUUAGCAAAGAAGUGAAAAGUAAGGCAAUUAUUGUGGACGGACAUUUUAAAGGCUGGGUAAACCCAGAGGUAAUGCAAAGACAUGGGAUUGAGCCAUCUGCUUCUGAAGCCUGGGAAAAGAACGGUGGUGGUGCUUAUUCUUUUGCUGAUCCUACAGGAAGUGGGAUCAAAAGAAAGAAAGGAUCUAUAUCUAAUGCAAAGAAUGAUGCCUUAAAGAUGUUCAAAAAAAAUCCCAACCAAUACUUCUAUAGACACAACGAACCUGGAGAGGAACAGUGGGUACAUGAUUGGUCAGAGGAAGAAAAAAAUCUCUUUCUAAAGGUUUCAAAAGAUCAUGGCUGUGGUGAUAAGUGGGGUUUGUUUGCUAGUUAUAUACCUCACCGUUUUGGAUAUCAAUGCAGUAGUUUUUACCGUAAUGAAAUAAUCAAGAAUGGAUUAGUCUUUGAUCCUAACUUUCAGUUUACUCCUUCGGGUGAGCCUGUUUAUGCUGGUUCGCAUCGUUCACGUCGUUAGAUAUGCAUAAAGAAAACGAUCAAGGAGACACUACACCAUUUUUAUGUAAUAAACGUCCUUCAUUUCCCUUUUCUCCUAUAUUUAGUCUGAUGCACGGAUGCUUGAACCCUGAAUAAAUAAAAUAAAUGCUCUACGGUGUCAUCCCAGGCGUCUC
Molecule: messenger RNA, 1047 nt
Organism: Mucor mucedo
Lineage: Eukaryota; Fungi; Mucoromycota; Mucoromycetes; Mucorales; Mucoraceae
Exons: 11
Coding region: 33-893 (286 amino acids)
Source: RefSeq, a predicted model, not a curated record